UCAUCAGAUCUUCUUCUUCUUCUUCUUCUUCUUCUUCUUCUUCUUCUCAUAAAAAUCGAAGCUUUUCUCUAUUUUUGCAGAGUUUCUUUUGGGUCUCCGAUGAGGUGUAAGAGACAUACAGUAGAUUUUAGUAGCAGUAUAGGCGUUUGUGCUUCUUGUCUCCGUGAGCGUCUCUUCUCUCUCGCCGUUUCUACCGCCGCCUCUCAAACCGACGAUCAUCAUUCUCGUAUCUCUCCUCCUCCUCUGCUUUUCCCUCGCUCUGUUUCUCCUUACGUUGCUCCUAGAAAAUCUGACGCCGGAGUAGACUCUGUAGUAUCUUCUUCUUCUUCUAAUAACAGACUCUUCUUCUCAACGCCUCAAGUAUUGGAAGGUGGAGGAAGAAGAGGUUCAACCUCAUCGGAAAAAGUCUUCGUAUCAUCUAAGAAGAAGAACAAAAAAAACGGUUUAUCUCGUUUCUCAAGCUUCUUCAGACCGACGACGAGAUCUGACGUUUACGAUUCGCGUCGCGAUUCAUGCGACGACGCCUCCACCGUUUUUUCUCAGUCGUCAACAUCGUCGUCAAGGUCAUGGCUCUCUAAAGUUCUCUCAGUUCGAUCAAAGAAGCAACAGUCAAACACAACGACCUGCUACAUCGAGGAUUUGAUCGCUGCAGAGUCCGAUCAUCAUCGAAAUCGACCUAGACAGAGAUAUUGUAAAGGAAUGUCGCCGGCGGGAGAAUCAACGACGAACGAAGACUCAGUUGAGGAAUCACCAGGUAGGUUAAGAAGAACGCCGGCGAUGGGAACUCCGGGGAGGAGGAAACCUAAGGUUGGGUUUGGUAGAAGCGUUUCAGGGAUGGCUUUUUGUUUGAGUCCGUUAGUGAGAGCUAAACCAUCGUCUAACUGUUCUUCUAACUGGAGAGGGAGAUUUCUGCCGGAUUUUGGAUAUUCCGGCGAGUUGAAGUCGCCGGCGAAGCCUCACCUUUCGACGGCGGCGUCUUUUUGUGGUAACCGGUCUAAGAAGCUUGUUGAUUUAGGAAGACUUGAUCACCGCCGUUGAUUCUCUUUUUUUUUUGGUUGGGAUUAAAAUCUGACCGUUCUUUUGUGAAGUUAUUACCUUAAAUACCCCUCACAAGAUUCAUAUUUAUGUGGUGCACUUUACUAUACAGAUAAAAAAAGAGUGAAAUUACCAUUUUUGGUUAUAUAUAAUAAUAAUGUUUUCUGA
Molecule: messenger RNA, 1203 nt
Organism: Camelina sativa (false flax)
Lineage: Eukaryota; Viridiplantae; Streptophyta; Magnoliopsida; Brassicales; Brassicaceae
Source: RefSeq, a predicted model, not a curated record